This is a messenger RNA of Chelonia mydas (Green sea turtle), 6026 nucleotides long. Its product is annotated as myosin heavy chain, skeletal muscle, adult. The record is from RefSeq and is a predicted model, not a curated record. The transcript is spliced from 38 exons. Lineage: Eukaryota; Metazoa; Chordata; Testudines; Cheloniidae. Gene Ontology annotation, cellular component: myosin complex. Gene Ontology annotation, molecular function: actin filament binding; ATP binding; cytoskeletal motor activity. The coding region runs from base 33 to 5846 and encodes 1937 amino acids.
CACUGCUGAGCUGCCCUAGAUAAACCGCAGCCAUGUCGUCGGAUGCUGAGAUGGCCGUCUUUGGGGUGGCAGCUCCUUUCCUCCGAAAGACAGAGAAGGAGAGAAUUGAGGACCAGAACAAGCCUUUCGAUGCUAAGAAUUCGGUCUUUGUGGUGCAUCCCAAGGAAUCCUAUGUGAAAGGCGUAAUCCAGAGCCGGGAAGGAGGGAAGGUCACAGUCAAGCCUGAAAAAGGAGAAACUUUGACUGUUAAGGAAGAUCAAGUCUUCUCCAUGAACCCUCCCAAAUAUGAUAAAAUCGAGGACAUGGCAAUGAUGACCCAUCUCCAUGAACCUGCUGUCCUGUAUAACCUCAAAGAGCGUUACGCAGCCUGGAUGAUCUAUACCUACUCGGGUCUCUUCUGUGUCACUGUCAACCCCUACAAGUGGCUGCCGGUGUACAACCCAGAAGUUGUGUCUGCCUACAGGGGCAAAAAACGUCAAGAGGCCCCUCCCCACAUCUUCUCCAUUUCUGACAACGCCUAUCAGUUCAUGUUAACUGAUCGGGAGAAUCAGUCGAUCCUCAUCACCGGAGAAUCCGGUGCUGGAAAGACUGUGAACACAAAGCGUGUCAUCCAGUACUUUGCAACAAUUGCAGUUUCUGGGGAGAAAAAGAAGGAAGAGCCAGGCAAAAUGCAAGGGACCCUUGAAGAUCAAAUCAUCAGCGCCAACCCCCUGCUGGAGGCCUUCGGUAAUGCCAAGACCGUGAGGAAUGACAACUCCUCUCGUUUUGGUAAAUUCAUCAGAAUCCACUUUGGCACCACAGGGAAACUGGCUUCUGCUGACAUUGAAACAUAUCUGCUGGAGAAAUCUAGAGUCACUUUCCAGCUCAAGGCGGAAAGAAGCUACCACAUAUUUUAUCAGAUCAUGUCCAACAAGAAGCCAGAACUAAUUGAGAUGCUUCUGAUUUCCACCAACCCAUAUGACUUCCCCUUUGUGAGUCAAGGUGAGAUCACUGUAGCCAGCAUCGAUGAUCAGGAGGAACUCAUAGCCACAGAUAGCGCCAUUGACAUUCUGGGCUUCAGUUCUGAUGAAAAAAUGGCCAUAUACAAGCUGACAGGGGCAGUCAUGCACUAUGGGAACAUGAAGUUCAAGCAGAAGCAGCGUGAGGAGCAGGCGGAGCCGGAUGGCACAGAAGUGGCUGACAAAGCUGCCUACCUGAUGGGUCUGAACUCAGCUGACCUGCUCAAAGCCCUGUGUUACCCCCGAGUCAAGGUUGGGAAUGAAUAUGUGACCAAAGGUCAAACCGUGCAGCAGGUGCACAAUUCAGUGGGUGCUCUGGCAAAGGCGGUCUUUGAGAAAAUGUUCCUGUGGAUGGUCAUUCGUAUCAAUCAGCAGCUGGAUACCAAGCAGCCCAGACAGUACUUCAUUGGUGUCCUGGACAUUGCUGGCUUUGAGAUCUUUGAUUACAACAGCCUGGAGCAGCUGUGCAUCAACUUCACCAAUGAGAAACUGCAACAGUUUUUCAACCACCACAUGUUUGUGCUGGAGCAGGAGGAGUACAAGAAGGAAGGGAUCGAAUGGGAGUUCAUUGACUUUGGGAUGGACUUGGCUGCCUGUAUUGAGCUCAUUGAGAAGCCAAUGGGUAUUUUCUCCAUCCUGGAAGAGGAGUGCAUGUUCCCCAAGGCAACUGAUGUGUCUUUUAAGAACAAGCUCUAUGACCAGCACCUUGGCAAGUCCAACAACUUCCAGAAGCCCAAGCCUGCCAAAGGAAAGGCUGAGGCCCACUUUGCCCUGGUGCACUAUGCUGGCACUGUGGACUACAACAUCACUGGCUGGCUCGAGAAGAACAAGGAUCCCCUGAAUGAAACUGUCAUUGGGCUGUACCAGAAAUCGUCACUGAAAACACUGGCUUUGCUCUUUGCCGUAUAUGGUGGAGAUGCAGAGAGUGGUGGUGGUGGCAAGAAGGGAGGCAAGAAGAAGGGUUCUUCUUUCCAGACCGUCUCUGCUCUUUUCAGGGAGAAUUUAAACAAGCUGAUGAGCAAUCUGAGAAGCACUCAUCCUCACUUUGUGCGAUGCAUCAUUCCCAAUGAAACGAAGACACCCGGUGCCAUGGAACAUGAACUCGUACUACACCAGCUAAGGUGUAACGGCGUGCUGGAAGGGAUCAGAAUUUGCAGGAAAGGAUUCCCCAGCAGAGUCAUUUACGCAGACUUUAAACAAAGAUAUAGGAUUUUAAAUGCAAGUGCCGUUCCAGAAGGACAGUUCAUGGACAGCAAGAAGGCUUCUGAGAAACUACUUGGGUCCAUUGAUAUUGAUCAGACCCAAUAUAAAUUUGGUCACACCAAGGUGUUCUUCAAAGCAGGACUUCUGGGUCUUCUAGAGGAGAUGAGAGAUGAUAAACUGGCACAGCUUAUCACCCGUACACAAGCCAUGUGUCGUGGCUUCCUGAUGAGAGUGGAAUUCAAGAAAAUGAUGGAAAGAAGAGAGUCCAUCUUCUGUAUCCAAUACAAUGUUCGGUCGUUCAUGAAUGUCAAGCACUGGCCCUGGAUGAAGCUGUACUUCAAGAUCAAGCCCUUGCUGAAGAGUGCUGAAUCUGAGAAGGAGAUGGCCAACAUGAAGGAAGAGUUUGAGAAAACGAAGGAGGAGCUUGCUAAGUCUGAGGCAAAAAGGAAAGAACUGGAGGAGAAAAUGGUGACCCUGCUGCAAGAGAAAAACGACCUGCAGCUCCAAGUGCAGUCUGAAUCUGAUGGCUUGGCUGAUGCUGAGGAAAGAUGUGAUCAGCUGAUCAAAACCAAAAUCCAACUUGAAGCUAAAAUUAAGGAGGUGACUGAAAGAGCAGAGGAUGAGGAGGAGAUGAACGCUGAGCUAACAGCCAAAAAGAGGAAACUGGAGGACGAGUGUUCAGAGCUGAAGAAAGACAUUGAUGACCUUGAGUUAACAUUGGCCAAAGUUGAAAAGGAAAAACAUGCCACAGAAAACAAGGUGAAAAACCUCACCGAGGAGAUGGCAGUUCUGGAUGAGACCAUCGCUAAACUGACAAAGGAAAAGAAAGCCCUCCAGGAGGCCCAUCAGCAGACCCUGGAUGACCUGCAGGCAGAAGAGGACAAAGUGAACACACUGAGCAAAGCUAAAACCAAGCUGGAGCAGCAAGUGGACGAUCUUGAAGGGUCGCUGGAGCAAGAGAAGAAGAUUCGCAUGGACCUUGAAAGAGCGAAGAGGAAACUUGAAGGAGAUUUGAAGCUGGCCCAGGAAUCCACAAUGGAUUUAGAAAACGAUAAACAGCAGCUGGAGGAAAAGCUGAAGAAGAAAGAUUUUGAAAUCAGUCAGCUCCAAAGCAAAAUUGAGGAUGAGCAAGUCCUGGGGAUCCAGCUGCAGAAGAAGAUCAAAGAGUUACAGGCUCGUAUUGAGGAACUGGAAGAGGAGAUAGAGGCUGAACGUGCCUCUCGGGCGAAAGCAGAGAAGCAGCGGGCUGAUCUCUCCAGGGAACUCGAGGAGAUCAGUGAGCGUCUGGAAGAAGCUGGUGGAGCCACAGCGGUUCAGAUUGAGAUGAACAAGAAGCGUGAGGCAGAAUUCCAGAAAAUGCGCCGAGACCUUGAGGAGGCCACUCUGCAGCACGAAGCCACAGCCGCCGCCCUCCGGAAGAAGCACGCGGACAGCACGGCAGAGCUUGGGGAGCAAAUCGACAACCUGCAACGAGUCAAGCAGAAGCUGGAGAAGGAGAAGAGUGAACUGAAGAUGGAGAUUGACGACCUGGCUAGUAACCUGGAGACUGUCUCCAAAGCCAAGGCAAACCUUGAGAAGAUUUGCCGCUCUCUGGAAGAUCAGCUUAGUGAGGUUAAGACAAAGGAAGAGGAGCACCAGCGCUUGAUCAAUGACCUGAGCACUCAACGAGCUCGUCUACAGACAGAAGCAGGUGAAUUUUCACGCCAGGUAGAGGAAAAAGAUACAUUAGUUUCUCAGCUCUCAAGAGGCAAGCAGGCUUUUACCCAACAGAUUGAGGAACUGAAGAGGCACCUAGAGGAGGAGAUAAAGGCUAAGAACGCACUGGCCCAUGCCUUGCAGUCUGCUCGCCAUGACUGCGACUUGCUCCGGGAACAAUAUGAGGAGGAGCAGGAAGCGAAAGGUGAGCUGCAACGUGCCCUGUCCAAGGCCAACAGUGAAGUUGCCCAGUGGAGAACCAAAUACGAGACGGAUGCCAUUCAGCGCACAGAGGAACUGGAAGAGGCCAAGAAGAAGCUUGCCCAGCGUCUGCAGGACGCUGAAGAACAUGUCGAAGCUGUAAAUUCCAAAUGUGCUUCCCUUGAAAAGACGAAGCAGAGGCUGCAGAAUGAAGUGGAGGACCUGAUGAUUGAUGUGGAAAGAUCUAAUGCUGCCUGCGCAGCUUUGGAUAAGAAGCAGAGGAAUUUCGAUAAGGUUCUGGCAGAAUGGAAGCAGAAAUACGAGGAAACGCAGGCUGAACUGGAAGCUUCCCAGAAGGAGUCUCGCUCGCUCAGCACGGAGCUGUUUAAGAUGAAGAAUGCUUAUGAGGAAACCUUGGAUCAACUUGAAACUCUGAAGCGUGAGAACAAGAACUUGCAGCAGGAGAUUUCUGACCUCACAGAGCAGAUUGCAGAAGGGGGAAAGACCAUCCAUGAGCUGGAGAAAGUGAAGAAACAGAUUGAGCAAGAGAAAUCAGAAAUCCAGUCUGCUCUGGAGGAAGCUGAGGCUUCACUAGAACAUGAAGAGGGCAAAAUCCUCCGCAUCCAACUUGAGCUGAACCAGGUAAAGUCUGAAAUUGACAGGAAGAUUGCUGAGAAAGAUGAGGAAAUUGAACAGCUGAAGAGAAACCAUGUCAGAGUUGUGGAGUCCAUGCAGAGCACCCUGGAUGCUGAGAUCAGGAGCAGAAACGAAGCCCUGAGGCUAAAGAAGAAGAUGGAGGGGGAUCUGAAUGAAAUGGAGAUCCAGCUGAGCCAUGCCAGCCGCCUGGCUGCAGAGGCACAGAAGAAUCUGCGAAACACACAAGGAGUGCUCAAGGAUACCCAGAUUCACUUGGAUGAUGCUCUCCGAAGCCAAGAAGACCUGAAGGAGCAGGUGGCCAUGGUUGAGCGCAGAGCUAACCUGAUGCUGGCCGAGAUUGAGGAGCUGAGGGCAGCUCUGGAACAGACAGAGAGGGCCAGGAAAGUGGCUGAACAGGAGCUUCUGGAUGCAAGUGAACGAGUUCAGCUCCUGCACACCCAGAACACCAGCCUGAUCAACACGAAGAAGAAGCUGGAAACAGACAUUUCCCAAAUCCAGAGUGAAAUGGAGGAGACAAUUCAGGAAGCGCGUAAUGCAGAAGAGAAGGCCAAGAAGGCAAUCACUGAUGCGGCCAUGAUGGCGGAGGAGCUGAAGAAGGAGCAGGACACCAGCGCCCACCUGGAGAGGAUGAAGAAGAACCUGGACCAGACGGUGAAGGACCUGCAGCUCCGUCUGGAUGAGGCAGAGCAGCUGGCACUGAAGGGUGGCAAGAAGCAUAUCCAGAAACUGGAGGCCAGAGUGCGUGAGCUGGAAGGUGAGGUUGACAAUGAGCAGAAACGCAGCGCUGAUGCUAUCAAGGGUAUGCGCAAGUAUGAGAGAAGAGUAAAGGAACUGACCUAUCAGACCGAGGAAGACCGCAAGAAUGUUUUCAGGCUGCAGGAUCUGGUAGACAAACUACAACUGAAAGUGAAAGCUUACAAGAGACAAGCUGAGGAGGCUGAGGAACUAUCCAAUGUCAACCUCACCAAGUUCCGCAAGAUCCAGCACGAGCUGGAAGAGGCUGAGGAGCGGGCUGACAUUGCGGAGUCCCAGGUCAAUAAGCUCCGGGUGAAGAGCCGAGAGGUUCACAAGAAGAUUGAAGGAGAAGAGUGAGGAUGUCUCCAUGCUGCAAAGUGACUGAAGAAAUGCACAAAAUGUGAAUCUCUCUGUCACAUUGCUUUGUAAUUAUUGUUUAUUCUGUCCUCAGUGUCUAGUAAAUAAAGAUUAUAGAGAGCUUUGCAUACAAAGAACCAGAAGUGGCUUUUGUGUUGUAUUCAUUAGCUCUAGAAUCUU